Molecule: messenger RNA, 1522 nt
Organism: Lindgomyces ingoldianus
Lineage: Eukaryota; Fungi; Ascomycota; Dothideomycetes; Pleosporales; Lindgomycetaceae
Exons: 4
Coding region: 1-1389 (462 amino acids)
Source: RefSeq, a predicted model, not a curated record
AUGUCACCGUCUCCGCCAGGCUUAGACGCCUCGACCGACGAAUACGACUCCUCUACUGGCCCCAUUGCCGACGCGCUUGCAAAGUUCAUCGCCGAAUCGUGCAGUUACGCUUGUGGAGGCGAAAAUUCCAUUCAAGGAUCAGAGCUCAACGUGACAGGUCAGAACCAGGAGGGCUUUAAGCCGAAGCCUCUGGCUUCUCCAGUCACCAUUCGCUGGGACGCUGCCACGACCAACAGCAAGCUCGUACUACCGGCCGAUCUGGGCAGCAAUACAGCCGAUGCUGAAGCCUUAGCAGAACUCCUCAGGUGCGCCCAACCGGCAACCUUUGGCUGUAAUGGAAUGGAGGCCACAGAUGAACGCUACCGGAAGGCGUUAGAGAUGAAACCAUCCGCAUUUUCUACCAAUUUCUGCCCGUACACAGCUGGGAUAGUUGAUGCUAUUGCUCAAGCGCUCCUUCCGAAUGCGACGUCUCCCAACGGCCAUCAUGGAGUUCGAGCGGAGCUAAGCAAGUUGCAUGUAUAUACGUCUCCAUCGGGCAUGUUCAAGGCCCACUUUGACACUCCACAGUCUGCCUCGCAUUUUGGCACCCUUGUUGUUUGCCUUCCUUGUGUGCAUGAAGGUGGCCAAUUGAUUGUCCGUCAUCGUGGCCAUUCCACCACUUUUGACUGGUCUAAAUCUUCAAACUCCCUUCAAUGGGCAGCUUUUUACACUGAUUGCGAACACGAGGUCCUUGAAGUUACCUCGGGGCACCGGUUGGUGUUCACCUACAAGUUGUGUGUUUCGCGCGGUUUAGGCGAUCUGGCUGGGAAUUGCGAUGUAAUCAACUUCCAGCAGCUACCACUCUACCAGAAGGUCAAAGAAACGCUUGUGAAUUCGGAAUUCAUGCCAAAAGGGGGCCACCUUGGCUGGAAGUGCAGUCACGCCUACGCUCAUGGUACGAAUGCGGGUGCUGCUGCUUUGCCAACUGUUCUCAAGGGUUCUGAUAUGGCGAUCUAUGAAGUGUUUCGUUCCCUAGACCUCCCUGUUUGCAUCCGUCCAGUCCUUCAGGAUAUUUCCAAUUUCUAUUCAGCUGGCGACCUCGGUGAAGUGGAGGAUCUCCAAGGUCUUGAUCAUGUCGGUCAUGAUUUUGGUGAUCCAUAUACAAUGGAUCGAUAUUCUAACGAAACGACUAUGCGUGAUUAUUAUGACCAAUAUCCGCAUUCUCUACACAAGGUUACCUGGUUACAGAACCGUGCUGAGGCAGAAGGAAAUGUAGAAAUUGCUUAUGUCGCUCCGUAUGCGGAUUUAGCGUCAGAGGCUGGUGUCAUCUACAGCUAUUGUGCUCUGAUUUGCAGAAUCUCUCCCUACGAAGAGCGAGUCAAUUUAGACCAUACUGGCACAACAGAGUGAACUUUGCUCAUCAAGGCGACUACUUUGGUGUGUACGUGCAAGCGUUCAAACUUUGUACCCGUAGGCUAAGAAGCGCUGUGGGAUUGUGGCAUUCAGAAUAAAAACUGAUAUUAGAGGACAAUGUUGUGAAGCC